Molecule: messenger RNA, 2376 nt
Organism: Olea europaea var. sylvestris
Lineage: Eukaryota; Viridiplantae; Streptophyta; Magnoliopsida; Lamiales; Oleaceae
Product: protein BONZAI 3
Exons: 15
Coding region: 339-2069 (576 amino acids)
Biological process (GO): cellular response to calcium ion
Cellular component (GO): plasma membrane
Molecular function (GO): calcium-dependent phospholipid binding
Source: RefSeq, a predicted model, not a curated record
CAUCGAUAUCAUUAUGGAAAUUGUUAAAUGUACUAGCAUCUUCUACACGUUAAAUAGACUUUGCUUGUAGAGAUUGAUUUGAUUUUGGACCCAAGAAUAGGAUUUAUCAACUAUAAAUUCAAUCGUGACAACUGGGAAUUAUUAAAUUUUAUUUCAGUUUCGAUACAUUCAAGGGAAAUGCCAAUUUGAAUUAUUCUAAAUAGAGUAUUUGUAUUUAAUUUGGGAUUUAUUACGUGCAAUUUCCAGGAACCAUUGUAGUUUCUGUCCCGUAUAAAGCCUUGAAGGGUUUUGGGUUUUCCGAAGAUUUAUAUAAAGAGAUAAGGUUUUGAUUCUGAAUCAUGGGUAAUUGCUUUUCUGAUUUAGAGGGUGGCAAGCAGGCCGUAGGCGGUGGGAGCCACCAGAGGCCCCAGAAUGUCCGCAGUGAUGCCGGCCACAAUGAUGCAGUGGACCAUUUCUUCAGAACAAAAGGCCUCCACGCUCUUUUCACAAAAAUGGAGAGUGAUCCUAUGGUUGUGUCGUAUCAAAAGAAAAGGGAUGGAAGCCUUGAGGAACUUGGUCGCACAGAAGUGAUAAUGAACAACCUGGACCCUGUUUGGAUUCAAAAAAUUAAUGUUACUUAUCAAUUUGAGAUUGUUCAACCAUUGAUCUUUCGCAUUUAUGAUGUUGAUACAAAAUAUCAUAACUUACCUUUGAAGAUGCUGAAGUUAAAUGAUCAAGAGUUCCUUGGUGAAGCCAGUUGUUAUCUCUCUGAGAUCGUUACUAGGCAAAAUCAAAGUUUGACCUUGAAUCUUCAUCAUAGAGAUGGACGGAGUUCAAAAAACUUGGGGACACUUACAGUCCAUGCAGAGGAAACUGUUGCUUCCAGAGAUGCAGUGGAGAUGACAUUUCGCUGUUCACAUCUGGAGAACAAGGAUCUAUUUUCCAAAAGUGAUCCUUUCUUGAGAAUUUCUAGAACUGUCGAGUCUGGGGGUUCCAUUCCAAUUUGCAAGACAGAAGUCGUGAACAACAACUUGAGUCCAGUUUGGAAACCUGUAUGUCUAACGAUGCAGCAAUAUGGGAGCAAGGAAAACCCAUUGGUUAUCGAGUGCUUUGAUUUUAAUAGCGAUGGUAAUCAUGUAUUUAUCGGAAAACUCCAUAAAUCUGUGGCCGAACUGAUAACUCUUCACCAAAAUAAAACUGGUGCAAAUUUCAUUUCCCCACCUUCUGGAUUUCGGCGUCAUGAAAAGCUUCUCAAAGGUCAACUUUUUGUGGACGGCUUAAUUGAGAAACAACUGUACAGCUUCCUUGAUUACAUUUCCAGUGGUUUUGAGCUUAAUUUCAUGGUUGCUGUUGAUUUUACUGCUUCGAACGGAAAUCCUAGAAGUCCAGAUUCUUUACAUUACAUUAAUCCUUCAGGCCAGUUAAAUGCCUACCAGCAGGCUAUAAUGGAAGUUGGGGAGGUCAUUCAAUUCUAUGAUUCAGAUAAACGCUUUCCUGCUUGGGGCUUUGGUGGAAGAUCAUAUGAAGGCUCAGUAUCUCACUGUUUUAACUUGAAUGGAAGUCCCAUUGGUUUCGAGGUUGAAGGUGUAGAAGGUAUUAUGUCUGCUUAUGCAAGUGCUUUGCAAAAUGUUACUCUUGCUGGACCCACACUAUUUGGUCAAGUCAUAAACAAGGCUGCAGAUAUUGCUGGCCACUCCAUCUCUGACAGUCAUGCCAAGUAUUAUGUCCUGUUGAUUAUAACUGAUGGAGUCCUCACCGAUCUUCAAGAAACUAUAGAUUCCUUGGUCAGGGCAUCUGACUUGCCACUGUCAAUCCUCAUUGUUGGAGUUGGUGGUGCAGAUUUUACACAAAUGGAGAUCCUUGAUGCUGAUACGGGACGUCGAUUAGAGAGUUCUACUGGAAGGAUAGCUACACGAGACAUAGUUCAAUUCGUUCCAAUGCGUGAAGUGCAUGGUGGACAAAUCUCAGUGGUUCAAGCUUUACUGGAAGAGCUACCAGGGCAGUUUCUAACUUACGUGCGCAGUCGAGAUAUUGUACCUCUUAAUGUGGGCCAAAGUCAUUCUGAAGCACAUACCCAACAAAGGGUUUAAUCCGUCACUGGAGUUUCAUGUUCUCAUACAAAGCUGGUGAUUGGCAUACAGAGUCUGGUUUGCUUUUCUCGGUGCAGUGAUGUAUUGUGAAAAGCAGUGAUUAAAUUUAGUAUGAAAAUGCACAAUUUUGUAUGUUGGGUUAUCUUCUGCUCACCAUAUAUAAACUCCAUUCUCCUGUGAGAUUCGAAGCUUAAAAUGCUACUGGAUUACAUUAUAUAGUUGAGCAGAUCAUGGAUAUUAAGACAAAUUUUUAAAAUAACCUGUUGAGGACUGUUUCGUAAGAACGAAAGAUUGGUUCUACUUUUAA